GUGGGUGCAUAUAGUGAACUUCCCAUUAAUGCUAAUAAAUUUCUGAUACCUAAUUUAGCAGAGAAGACUUUGCUUAGAGUUAGAGCGAUCUGAUCUGAUCUUAUCUACGUCUUUUAUCUCCAAGCCGCAUUGUGGUAUCUCUUAUUUUGUCUGGUUCAAUCGAGAGCCAAGUAGAAAAGUCACUAUGCUCAUUGGUGUUUGACUCUGUGGUUGUAGUUCUUUUAUUUCCAUCUAGACGCAGGCACUGAUGAUGGCUUCAUCACAAAGUUGUAGCUGUCGAUUGUUAAAGAUGUUUUUGUCUCUUGCUGUCCAGAUCGCCCAUAUAAUCCUAGGAAACAAAGGUUCCUCUCCCAUGCCAGUUGGUGGAAGAACACCGAAUCUUUUUCUCCCACCACCGAUCACCACCACCGGAAACGGCGUUAUGGAUUCUCAAGCCCAAGUGUUUAGAUCGGAGUUCCUUCGUGUUCUCCUGAGUCGACGAUCUCCUGAAGUUCCACUAAUGGUGGAUUAUUCGAAUUCUGUCGAGAACCCUCUCUUUCAAUCCGAUGUUCCAUCUACAGAAGUAAAAAAAAAUUGUAUUCUAUUUGUAAUGGGGAAUAUAAAGGAUGCAGAGCAAGGGAGAUUGCCUUUGCUUAUUUUAAGCUUGAAGAAGACAAGUGAACAAAGAAGGCCAGCGAUUGUGUUUAUGCACGGCACAAACACAAACAAAGAAUGGUUAAGGCCAUGGCUCGAAGCAUAUGCUUCGAGGGGAUAUGUAGCCAUCGGUUUAGACUCUCGCUACCACGGGGAACGCGCUUACAACUGCAAAACUGCAUAUAAUGAUGCUCUUAUAUCAUCUUGGAAAAAUGGAAACACAAUGCCUUUUAUCUUUGAUACUGUUUGGGAUUUGAUCAAACUAGCUGAAUAUCUUACUAAGAGGGAUGAUAUAGACCCAAAAAGGAUAGGAAUCACUGGCAUUUCGCUAGGAGGGAUGCAUGCUUGGUUUGCUGCUGCAGCUGACACACGCUAUUCCGUGGCUGUCCCUUUAAUCGGUGUCCAGGGAUUUAGAUGGGCAAUAGACAAUGAUGAGUGGGAAGCAAGAGUCAACAGUAUAAAACCUUUAUUUGAAGAAGCAAGGAUUGAUCUGGGAAAGAGUGUAAUCGACAAAGAAGUAGUCGAAAAGGUGUGGAACAGAAUAGCUCCUGGACUAGCUUCUAAGUUUGACUCACCUUACUCAUUACCAGUGAUUGCUCCACGGCCUCUUUACAUCCUUAACGGUGCCAAGGAUCCUCGGUGCCCUCUUGGCGGACUAGAAGUUCCUUUAAAGAGAGCUGAGAAGGCGUAUAAGGAAACUGGUUCUUCUGGAAAUUUUAAGUUCAAAGCAGAAGAUGGAGUUGGACACGAAGUGACGAGUUAUAUGAUCAAAGAGUCAUCAGACUGGUUUGACAAAUUCCUUAAAUAAACCGGUGGACAUGACAUGUCCAAUUGUAAUAUUGGUAAAAUUGUAAACUAAUAAUAAGAAGAAGAAACAUCUCUGCUUGUAAACUGAAAUUCACUUGUUGCAAAUCAUUAUCAUUAACGAAAUCGAAAA
Camelina sativa (false flax) is the source of this 1570-nucleotide messenger RNA. The record is from RefSeq and is a predicted model, not a curated record. NCBI's taxonomy places the organism in Eukaryota, Viridiplantae, Streptophyta, Magnoliopsida, Brassicales, Brassicaceae.